AUGAAUGUUUGUUUAGUGUCCUUACGGAAGUUUAUGCUGUUUCCUGUGGUGGGUUUGUUGGUGCUGCUGGCUGGCGAAUGUUGCUGCGUCAUGUCUCAGUGCGAUGCGCAGAAGAGCACCCUCACUCUGGUCUCCGGCAUCCUCUAUGUAGUUGGAGGUUUGUUCGUGUUGAUUGGAAUUGUGAUUUUCAUCGGGGCGGUGACGGAAGAGGCGGGCAACAGCAACAAGCCACGUGUCACAUCUGAGGACCAAUCACGUCUCUUGUACCAUUACGGCCCCUCCUUCAUCCUCACCAUCCUCUCAUUCAUCACCUCCGAAUUCACUGGCGUCCUCUCCGUCUACCUCUACAUC
Molecule: messenger RNA, 351 nt
Organism: Helobdella robusta
Lineage: Eukaryota; Metazoa; Annelida; Clitellata; Rhynchobdellida; Glossiphoniidae
Exons: 2
Biological process (GO): neurotransmitter receptor internalization; neurotransmitter receptor transport, postsynaptic endosome to lysosome; regulation of AMPA receptor activity
Cellular component (GO): postsynaptic density membrane; AMPA glutamate receptor complex
Molecular function (GO): channel regulator activity; voltage-gated calcium channel activity
Source: RefSeq, a predicted model, not a curated record